UCUGAUGAGGAAAGUCCGUUGCUGCCAAAGAAAUCCCCAACCGAUAAUGAUGUAUUGGUCGAGGAAUUGGCUUAUCAGCUUCACAAUCACCCACAUUAUCAUCUUCAUGUCCCAGCCACGGAAUUCGAUAAUCCUCUUAGCAAGACGGGAACAACGAACAAAACUUUGAGCAGCGCCGAAUUACAGGAGCUGUUGGAAUAUUUCGAUCCUUUGUAUCCUCGAAAAAUUGGUGCUUGA
Messenger RNA from Gongylonema pulchrum, 237 nucleotides. NCBI's taxonomy places the organism in Eukaryota, Metazoa, Nematoda, Chromadorea, Rhabditida, Gongylonematidae. The record is from the annotation of a GenBank genome assembly.